Struthio camelus australis is the source of this 4688-nucleotide messenger RNA. Lineage: Eukaryota; Metazoa; Chordata; Aves; Struthioniformes; Struthionidae. The record is from RefSeq and is a predicted model, not a curated record.
CUCUUCUGUAGUGGAAAGGUCUUAAACAAUACAGCAGUUACUAGGAAAAAAUUGUUGUAUGGGAUUCGUCCAGUGGCGCUUGGAUACAUGGAAAAGAUAAAUGACAGCGAGAGUCACCCAAGCAGCAGCCACCAAACCUUGAAAGGAACCUCAAAAUGGGCUACAUCACUGGAGAACCUCCUUGAAGAUCCAGAAGGAGUUAAACGAUUUAGGACUGAUCCUGCAUUCUUUGUUCUCAUAAGUGGUCCUUACUCAAGCACAUGUGAAGAAUUUAAGAAAACACAGGGAAAAAAACAGAUGCAAGAAAAAGCUGAAGAAAUUUACACAACUUUCCUGUCCAGUAAAGCUUCCUCUCAAGUCAAUGUUGAGGGGCAGUCCCGUUUGAAUGAGACAAUUUUGGAGACGCCUCACCCUCUGAUGUUUCAAAAGCUCCAGGACCAGAUAUUCAAUCUCAUGAAAUACGACAGCUACAGCCGCUUCUUAAAGUCAGACAUAUUCCUAAACCAUAAGAAGUCUGAGGAGCAGGAGGAGAAUUCACCAGAGGCUCAGACUGCAGCUAAACGAGCAUCAAGAAUUUACAACACAUGAUACAAAGAACCUCUCUAGGAGAGGCGAUAAGAUGACUAAAGUUUCACUCAGGAACAGUCUUUAGGUUUAUAGCAGUUGCAUUUAGGUUUUUAAAAGCUGAGAACCUUUUUAGGAGAUAUUUACUUUCUUAAUUGCUUGAAUGACUAAUUGUUUUUGCAUGAUGGCUAAUAACCAAGCACCCAGGGAAAACUGUUUCCUAGCUAAAAGGCUGAGGUAUUCUUCCAUAGCAUGAAUUGCAUUUCAUAUUUCACAAGUUAAAAUGCUUUCAAUUUCUGUAUUUUUAUGAGGUAUCAUGAGGAUAAAAAAAAAAAAAAAAAGGAAGUCUUUUUUUUUUACCUUCUCAUUUUUAUUGGUGAUCUGCUUCUACAUUCUGAAUUGCUGGGAGAAGCUAUUGAGGAGUACCUUUCAAGCUACUUUGUGGAUGAGUCAUUCAUAGCCAACUUUAUCAUUAAGGCACAGCAUCUUUCAGGGUUAAGUUUAAUAAAACCCAAUCUACUCCUCCCUUCCAAUGUAACCUGUUCUUUCAAGGUGAUGUCUGUUUUGCUUUGCCUUUGUUGAUGAAUCAAAACACUUAUUUCUUCGGUCAGGAUUUUCAUUUUUGUAUUUUUUUUAAUUUUCCCAAAUUCUUUUGCAGCAGACAAUCACCUUCUUCAGAGGACAGAAUAACCAGUAUUCCCAUGGUAACAAAACCUAUAAGAGAGAAUGAAUCUCUGAAGAAUUUUCAACAGCCAUUAGGAGAUCUGGUAGAUAAUACCCGCUCUGGGGACCCUGAUUUCCACAAAGCUUGACUGGGCAUGUCCUGCACUACAGCAAGGUUAUUCAUAGCAUCAGUGUCAAAUGCCAGUACUGGGAAGCAUCUGUUUUUUCGUCCAUCUCCUGAGCAAUCCUGCUCUGCAUGGCAAAAAUCCUUUUCCAAAUGACCAAUCAACAAAGCCUUGCUUUGUUCCAUUUAAAAUGUUCUAAUAAAAUCAUCCUGCCUAGUUUUGUUUGCCCCUGGGAUGAAUUUGAGGGUUUCCUAAUCACAAAUAUUGAUAGCUGCAGUGGAACAGGGAAUUAACCAUGUGGUUCAGCCAUUCCCACAUCAAGCUUUAGCGGAAGGGGAAUUUAUUUCUGCCCAGAGGAAUCAAUGAUGAGACGUGAGAGUAACAAAGGAAAACUCUCCCAGUGAGCCUUCCGUAUCAUCCUGGACUGUUUCAGAGCUGAAAAGCACUUUUUUUGACAUAUAUUUCAUAUAUUUUUGAAUUAAUUCACUGCAAGACUGCUAAAUUGCAGUUUAAAUUGGAGAAGUGUAUUAGCAACAUGUUUUACUUAAUGCUUUGCAGUGUGUAGUCUAGCUCUGUUUCGCAUUCUCUUAUUUACUCUUUCAUUUUUUUGCACUGCCUUUCUUGACCUGUCUAAUCAGAUUGCAGGUUCGCUUUAGAUAGUUUUAUAGUUCUCUUUUUCAGGAAGGCCAGAUAUGUAUUACACAUUACUGUCACCGUCGAUGUUUUGAAGACUAGGGCUAGGUCAUAAUUUUUGAGGAUGCAAACUCACUUGGUAGACUUGAUUAUGACUUUUUUUUUUAAUAUAACUUUGAGUCACUCUUGCAGGUGAUAUGUAAAGCAAAUUGUUACUGUGGGCUCUCCCACAGUGACAUGCAGGAGUAGGAAUAGGAGUCCUGAUUGAGCUAGAAGACCUGUUCAUUUUUAAGAAAUUAAAGAGGUCAGUCCAUCAGUAUGUAUGUUUUAAGAUGUCAUUUUUAUGCACUGAGUACAUUUUCCUUCUGUGCUCCCAGAGGAUUAAAUGGUGAAGUCAUCUUGCUUCUGGCACUUUCAGUGGUACUUACUUGACCUCAUGCUUCAAGUUAAGUUGUAUGUCAAUGUUUUGCUGAAUAGGAGCAAAGUAAGCACCGGCAUGAGUUCUUUUGCUGUAAUGGGGCUUAGGAAAUGAGAUCAAAACCCUACCUUUUUCCAGUUCUAGACUUGCCAGUUAUCUGUAAUCUUCAGAUUACCUCUUUUAAUAUUCGCUAUAGUAGCCAACUCUUAAUUUCUGCCACAACAGAAUACAGAACUUCUGGUACCACGGAAGUCUUUGAGAGUGGGCUGCUUAACCACAUUUAGGAGUUAGGCUUUGUCUAUUGCCAGUAAUUGCAGCAGAAGUGUUGGUGCUGGUAUGGAUGCACAGUAGAUUCAUCAUAUAGAUUUUUAAAAAAAAGAUGAGCAAGGGAGAGGAGUAUUUGGCUAUCAUGUUUUAAAAUAAUAAUAAAGGAAACCAGAGGCUCUAUAGACAGUGGCAGGGACUAGAGGGAAAACACUUGUUCGUAGCUGCUUAUAAACAAUGUUUUCCUUGACAAUAUGCACCCUAUCAUGUACUGUAUUAUCUGCUCAGUAACAGCAAAUGCCUCAUAGGAGUAGACACAAAGGUGUUUUACUCUACUACCAACCAGAGGCUACUCAAAUGAGGAAAAUACAUUUCCUAGUGGCAUUUCAGUGCCUAUGCUUUAGAGCUAAUAUACCUAAAUCAACAGAAGUGGAUUUCUCUCACUCAAAAGUGGGAGAAGUUUUGUGCCUGAUUAUCCUGAAGUCCUACCCUAACGUGUGUUCCUCAGCUAAAAAUUAAAAUAUUCUGCAAAUAAACUAAACCAUGUUCUGACCCUUGUUUCAUGUUUUGAAUGCAGUUUGGACCAAGAUCACUUCAUAUUUUGCAGUUGUCCCAUUUUCUGCUUUCAAUCUCUGUUAAUGUUCUUGCUUACAUUCUCCUAUAGUCAGUACUUUUUCUCAUGGAAGACGGGAAGCUGGCAGAUGGGAAGACGGUGUGUGUUUCACUUCAGAGUCAACCGUUGUCCUCAACAAGUUCCAGUAAGUCACCUGAACAGCAGAAGAUAGUUCUUUUACCUUCAUCUCCCAUUUCUCUGUUUCCAUUACAUUUCUUCCAUUGUGCUUGUUUUCAGUUGCUAAUGCAUUAAUGUGAGAAAGAGGGUUUGAAAGACCAUAGGGAGAGAGCGAGAGAAUGCUUUUAAUACUGAAGUCUUCCAGUUUGGAUAACAGUUCAGAACCUGCUUAUUUUUACUGAGGAUUCAGAUUUUAGUGAACUUUAAGUUAAGUGGGUAUUAUUUGCAUCUGCAUUAAGAAUGACUUGGGUCUAGGAUGGAGAGAGGAGAUUGUGACUCAUAGCUGAGUAAGGAUAGAUUUCCCUCUUUAUAAAUUGUUUAUACUUUUUUUUUUAUGCUGAAACAGAGCAAGUCUCACAAAGUCAAUUAGUUUUGCCAGCUGUCUGCCCCCUGACUCACCGGAAUGGUUGUUUACUUGAGAAUAUUCACUACCCUGUCCCUCUUAAAUCCAACACAGUUAAUGUCCAGAGGCUCCAAGUGGUCUUGCACUGCUACAGUUAAAAACUGUGGAACCUCCUUUAUCCGAAGGAUGUGUGUAACUUUACUGCGUUGCCUUGGUGAGCACUUCACAGUCACUCUGUGAAUUCUGAUCUCUGAAAUGUAGAAGUUUUAUUAAUGAUUAACUGAAAAAGUUUUUCAUCAGUACUACUACUCGCAUCUUGCCUCAAUUAGCAGUUAGAGAGCCCAAUACUAGGUGUUUGGGAUGGUGGGGUAAGAAAUAGGGUAAGGCAUUUCACAGAAUUUGGUUGCUCUCCAGAGAAAUGAAGUGAUUGCCAAAUUUAAUAGCACCCUCUACUGGUUCUUGGCAAAAAAGACAUUUAGGGAGAUAGUGAAGUAAGGCCGCAAAUAAAGGAAAGUUAGAGCUGUUUGGUUUCCUCACACUUGAAGGUGCACUUUAGACUGCAAAUGCAGUUAAGUUAAAACUAUACUAAAAUAUUUAAACGAUUCUGCUGUUUAUUAAAGGUAGUUGGUUUUGCUUUGUAUAAUCAAAACAUACUCAAAAAUCAAGGGGGUCACUAUGUACCUGAAAACUGAUUAAAAUUACAUUGAAAGCUGGCAUUAGGGUAGAUCGUGUCGAGCUCUAGAGCAUAUAUGAGAUGAGAAAAUUAACAAAACAACCUCAGAAAAUGGCCAGCAUUUGUUCCUCCUUCUGCUAUUGUUCUUCUCUUAAGCUGUGUGCAUUUCAAUCUGUCAUAGAUGAGACAUUUCCUAAAGGAAAUGGUGACCAGCA